UGCAGUGAUAGCAUACUAGUAGUGAGGAAGGGAUUAAUUAGAAUCAGCAAGAGAGAGGCAACCAUGGAAAUGAAAUUAAUUUCCAGAGAAACAAUCACACCAUCCACACCCACUCCUCCUCACCUCAGAAUUUACCCUCUUUCUUUCAUAGAUCACGUCGUGCUCAAUAAUUAUAUGCCAUCACUUUUCUUUUACCAGCCAAACGCCGUGGGACGACAAUGUGAGCCAAAAACCAAAAUAUGUGAGCUCAAGAAAUCAUUAUCUCAAGUUCUAUCCAGAUACUACCCCUUAGCAGGCAGGUUCAGAGAUCAGCUUUCCAUUGAUUGCAGUGACCAAGGUGUGCCAUUUCUAGUCACAAGGAUCACAGGUACAAAGCUAUCAACCAUCCUCCAAAACCCCACUGAAACGUUGUUGAACCCUUUGUCCCCUGAUGAGUUGCACUGGAAGCCUAUGAAUCCAGGUGGAAGUAUAGUUGCCACUCAAAUUAACUGUUUUGCAUGCGGAGGCAUGGCGAUCAGUGUGUGCAUGAGUCACAAAGUAGGCGAUGCUACCACUCUUUUCAAUUUUGUCAACGAUUGGGCCACCAUGAAUAUAGAAAAAGAAAAAGGAGAGUUGUUACUACCCUACCCUUUUCUUGAUGGUGGAGUCUCAGUGUUCCCACAUAGAGACUUGCCUGUUUUCCCUGAAAUGAUGUGUUUGAAACUGAAAAUGACAGUGUGCAGAAGGUUCGUGUUUCCAGGCUCAAGAAUCAAGUCCCUCAAGGCCAUGGUAUCUUCCCACGGGGUGCAAAAUUCCACACGCGUUGACGUUGUCACUGCUUGGGUUCACAAGUGUGUAGUUUCUGCACUGGGGUUAACUUUAGAUAGAGCAUCACUAUGCAUAAUUGCUAACUUUCGCAAAAAAAUGGUUCCUCCAUUGCCUGACAAGUGCCUAGGGAACAUGGCUUGGAUGUAUUAUGUGUUCAACCCAGUCGUGGACAAGAGGGAAAUGGAACUAUCCAAGUUGGUAAGCAAAAUAAAAAAAGGGUUAUCUGAGUUUUUAGACGUGUAUCCAAAGAAAUUUGGAGGGAACAAUAAGGACUUAUCAUUUAUCUCUGAGUUCAUGAAACAAGCCACUUCAGCUCUUGUGCCCCCCAAAACUUCAUCUUCGGAGCUUUGUGGUUCUGGUCAUAAAGAGAAUGAAAUGUUGUUUACAUAUUCUAGUUUGUGCAGACUCCCAAUGUAUGAGGCAGAUUUUGGGUGGGGCAAACCAAUUUGGGUGACAAUUACUGAUUCUCCCAUGACGAAUGUCGUAUAUUUUAUGCCUACAAGAUAUGGGGAUGGAGUUGAAGCGCUUGUGCAUAUGGAUGAGAAAGACAUGACCAAGUUUGAGCGUAAUUUGGAGCUCCUUCAAUACGCUUCUCUAAAUCCAAACCGAUGGCCAGGUUUGAGCAUAGUGGAGAGUUCCUUCAAUUCGCGUCUCUGAAUCCAAACCUUCAAAAAUCCUAAUAUUGUUCUCUCUUCUCAAACUCUGUAAUUUCCUUUGUAAUUUUUCUUUAAUAAUUGUUGUCCCAUGUCUCUAAUAUGAGUCACUACAUAGUCAA
Lotus japonicus is the source of this 1582-nucleotide messenger RNA. RefSeq names its product stemmadenine O-acetyltransferase-like. Lineage: Eukaryota; Viridiplantae; Streptophyta; Magnoliopsida; Fabales; Fabaceae. The record is from RefSeq and is a predicted model, not a curated record. Bases 64 to 1464 code for a protein of 466 amino acids. The transcript has a single exon.